AUGGGCCUUCUCGGAUCACUCUUCGGAGGAAGCGGCAAGCGCGAGUACAGUGACCUCAAGGCCGGCACGUGGGCGGCCGAGGCAGCGGAGUACGCCAAGGAGGGACAGGUGAAGUCAGUCUCUAAGGCCGGACACUCUAUCGCCACCUUUGGAGGAGGAUGCUUCUGGGGGAUCGAGCUGGUGUACCAGAGAGUCCCUGGAGUUGUGGCGACAGCCGUUGGCUAUGCUCAAGGAGAGCUUGAGCACCCUUCCUACGAGAUGGUCUGCACCGGAGCCACUGGACAUACUGAGGUAGUUCAGCUCACCUACAAUCCCAAGGAAGUCUCCUUCAAGCAGCUCUGCCAGGUUCUCUUCGGCAAGAUCAACCCUUCACUCAAGGACCAGGUGGGCAAUGAUCGCGGCAGCCAGUACCGCCAUGGCAUCUACUUUCAUACUCCCGAGCAGAAGGCCGAGGCUGAAGAGGCUAUCCAGGAGGUGAAGGCCAAGCUCAACGGAGCUCCCUUCUACACCGAGCUGGAGGCCGCUAAAGUCUUCUAUCCAGCUGAGGAGUAUCACCAGCAGUACCUUGAGAAGGGAGGACGCUUUGGCUCCAAGCAGUCUGCCGCUAAGGGAUGCAACGACCCCAUCCGUUGCUACGGUUAA
Messenger RNA from Guillardia theta CCMP2712, 642 nucleotides. RefSeq lists its product as hypothetical. Lineage: Eukaryota; Cryptophyceae; Pyrenomonadales; Geminigeraceae. The transcript is spliced from 7 exons. Gene Ontology annotation, molecular function: peptide-methionine (S)-S-oxide reductase activity. The record is from RefSeq and is a predicted model, not a curated record. The coding region runs from base 1 to 642 and encodes 213 amino acids.